AUGGAAAUUGGAAUGAUUAUCCAUAACGAUCGUCGGACACAGGAUGAAAGGCGCUACAAUAGCCCGACCGCGGAAGAAAUAGCUGUUGUUUUCGAAAGCAUUGAUGGGGCUCCACCGGAAAAUACAGAUAUACGCGGUCAUCUCCUAAUUCCACAAAGAGGAAAUCGAUUCAUUCGAAUCGAUACCCAAAAACCAAUGUGUGAUCCAAUGACCUAUCCGCUCCUAUUUCCCAAUGGAGAUAAUGGCUGGGAUCAAAACAUGAUUCACAGUAACCCAGCUAUUUCAAACCGCUGCCAAACUAAUGAAGACAAUAGCGGAAAAGAAGACAUGACUGAUCGUGAAGCUCAAGUUGUAAGGGAUGCUUCAGAAGAUACUGGACCAGACGCUGUAGAACCGGAACUGGAACCGGAAGAUUCCUUUGAUAUAGACCCUGAUGCACCUGUACUCAGAAGAAGUAAUCGUCGGUCAAGAAUUACACAAUGCGAGUACUAUAGUAGUAGAAUGUCGAUUCGUGGAUACUUCAAUGCUGCUUUAUAUGGUGGUCCUCUCACUCAGCAAUGGAUAGUUGAUUCGUACGUUAAAGUUGAAGCUAAUCGAGUGAAGUAUCUUCAGACUCAUCAGGCAGAUCUACAUGUCACACAGUACAAUGGACUUAUGGAUUAUUUGAAUACUCGAGCUGAAAGUGAGAAAAUGACAGUCGGAACAUCGGUUAUUUUACCAUCAUCUUUCAUUGGAAGUCCAAGAGCCAUGAAACAAGGGUACCAAGAUGCGAUGGCUAUUUGCGGAAAAUUUGAAAAGCCGACUUUUUUCCUUACUUUUACAUGUAACCCGAAAUGGCCAGAGAUCACCGACAGCAUUGAAGCUUAUCAAAUUCCAUCUAAUAGGCCAGAUAUUGUUUCAAGAGUUUAUCAAUUGAAACUAAAAGAACUAAUAAAGGACAUUCAAGAACGUCAAAUUUUGGGGAUUAUUGUUGCAAGGAUUCAUGUCAUUGAAUUCCAAAAGCGCGGUCUUCCCCAUGUCCAUCUACUAAUGUGGGUAGAUGCCAGUGACGUUCCAAUGACUGAAGAUGAUAUAGACAAGACAAUUUGUGCUGAGAUUCCGGAUCCAGUUAAGAGCCCAAGACUUCACAAGAUUGUAAUGAGCAACAUGAUUCACGGUCCAUGCGGAAAAGACAUUAAUCGCAAUUCUCCUUGCAUGGAUGGUGACAUUUGCACAAAAUCUUUUCCAAAACCGUUUGCGGAAGUAACGGUUAUCAACGGAAAUGGAUAUCCUACUUAUCGGAGGAGAAAUACCGGUCGCAGCUACUCGCUAAACAACAGCAGCAGCAGUCAUCGAGUGGAUAAUAGCUGGGUCGUCCCUUACAACUCUUACCUUUCACUAAAGUUCAACUCACACAUCAAUCUUGAGUUUUGCGCGUCCAUUACCAGCAUUAAGUAUAUUUUCAAGUACAUAUACAAAGGACAUGAUUGCGCAAAUAUUCAGAUAAGCAGAGGAGAAAAUCAAGAAGGUCAACAACGCAUUGUAUGGGACGAAAUAACUACUUUCUUAGACACGAGAUAUGUCAGUGCCCCUGAAGCCUCUUGGAGAAUUUUCAAGUAUCCACUUUCUUACCGUUCACACGCUGUUAUUCGACUUGCUAUCCAUCUUCCUCAAGAACAAUCAGUUUUUUUUCAUCCAGGAAUGGAAGAGCAAGCAACCGCCCGGAAAUGGAAACCGAGAAAAAAGAGGAUUAACGUCAUUGGCCGCAUUUAUUCCGUUACCGUCAAGCAAGUCGAAAGACACAGUCUACGAUUGCUUCUUAUCAAUGUACCUGGUGCAACCAGCUUCGAAUAUUUGAGGACAGUCAACGGGAUCCUGCAUCCAACAUUCAAAGAAGCUGCCAUAGCAAGAAACCUUUUGGCUGAUGAUAGCGUUUGGGUACGAGUGAUGGCGGAAGCAAUCGAAUUUGAAAUGCCCGUCCAAUUAAGACAAUUGUUUGUCAACAUUUGCGUUCAUUGCUCUCCAACAAACGCUCGGGUACUGUUAGACAAGAACCUUUCAUAUCUCAUGGAAUAUUUUACGAGACGCGGUCAUGAAGAUGAAAUUGCGAAAAACCUUGCGCUGAAAUGUAUUCAAGAUAUGUUGAGGCAAAGUGGUCACAAUCUUGAAGAAUUUCAAUUGGAAGUUCCUGAUUUUCAAAUGAUUCAUCGACUGAUUGAAGAUGGAGAAGAUGAUAGCUCGGACGAAAUGCGUGCUCGAAAGAGGAGAAGAGGAGAACUAAUGGUUGCUCAGCUGAACGUGGAACAGCAAGCAAUCUUUGACCGUGUCAUGACGUCCGUCAAUGAUAACGUUUGUUCUUCUACAAAUCAUCAGUAUUUUUUGGAUGGACCAGGUGGUACUGGAAAAACAUUUCUCUACAAUACACUCAUUAAUGUGCUUGAAGGACAAGGAAAAUCGGUUAUUGCUGUGGCUUCAACUGUAAUCGCCUAA
Daphnia magna is the source of this 2469-nucleotide messenger RNA. RefSeq lists its product as uncharacterized. Bases 1 to 2469 code for a protein of 822 amino acids. Gene Ontology annotation, biological process: telomere maintenance; DNA repair. The transcript is spliced from 2 exons. NCBI's taxonomy places the organism in Eukaryota, Metazoa, Arthropoda, Branchiopoda, Diplostraca, Daphniidae. Gene Ontology annotation, molecular function: DNA helicase activity. The record is from RefSeq and is a predicted model, not a curated record.